AUGCCCAAGGACCUCCGCGGAAAGACUGCCGGCGCCGCCGGCGCCGGCGCGGCCGGCGGAAAGUCCCCCAAGGAGCGGCAGCUGGACAGCUCGUCUCCGCCUUCCGCCGCCGCGACUACCGCAUCCGGCGCCGCAUCUGGCGCGUCCGGCGCGCCACCGUCCUCGUACCGCCGCACCCGCAAUCGGUGGAACCCGCAGGACCCGGUUAGCAUCUCCGCUCCUGUCGCGGCCGCUAUCUCCGCAGCGAUUCCCGCUGCGAGCGGCGCGGUGGACUGCGAGAUGACGGAGUCGCGUGAGGCCGGAAACGCAUGCGACUCGGAGAAGCCGAUUCGAGAGAAGACGGGCAAAUCACCGUCGAGGAACGGAGCUGACUCUGCAGCCAAUAACGUCUCGCCCGGUCACAAGCGAACGAGCAGUAUGAGUGACGACGGAUGUGACAAUAACGAGUACGCGUUCAGCGGCGUAGAGGAGAAACGAUUCUCCGCGCCUAAACGUCGCGCCUGCUCGAUGGAGGGUUUGACGGUGUGGUCUCCUGUCGGCGCAGCCAAUCAGGAGCCGGGAUUGAACCGCUCAGCGAACUCUGUCAAUGGAAACGAUGUAAACGUUUUCCGUCAACCACAGCCGCUGUCGAACGGCGAGUGCAAGCCGAUUCGCGUGACGGAAUCUGGAAACUUGAGCCCGUCGACCCCGCCGCUCACGGCGAUUAAGGCAGACGCUAACCUCAACGGUAACGUUAACGUUAACGCUGCCGUGGACGCGACUGAUUCAGCGCUCGACACGGCGCCAGUCACGCCCCGUCGGACGGCAACAGCACUCGAAGCUACGGCAGUAUUCUCAAGUCCUCUGGAGGCGAAAAAGUCACGUUUAAAGCUGACUCAACUGCAAACGGACUUCGAUAUAGUCACAGGCGACGACCCCGAACCGCUACUUCUUCCUGUCGCGGAGUCCGGCCACGUCAGUGCGCCCGCCGCCGUUCCCGGCGCUCGUGCCGGAUCGCGCUUCGCCUCCCCCAGCGGCUUCUCCCCCUGCGGUGCUCGCACGAUCGGCUCGAGCCGCCGCUGUUCCAUCACGCCACGUGGCGUCGCCUCCGCGUCUCCCGCCGGCACUACCGGUGCAAGCUUCUCGUCCGCGUCGUGGGAUGCGUUUCCAAGCCCCAGCCUCGCUAUCACUCCUUCCGACAAUAGCGGGGAUGUUAGAAACGGAGGAUUUCCGGGAUUCACCGCGCUUGCCAGCACCCCCACGAGCGGGCAUUCAUCCGCGCUUCCGCUCCCCUCCCCCCGCGCGGCGCACGCUCCGCCUCCGCUGUUCACAAUCCCGCGCGGCGGAAGUUCCGCUUCCGGGGGAGCUCCGCGCGAAGCUGGCGUUCCGCGAGCGUCUCCGCGCGCGCAAGCAUCCGCGAAUGCUUUCUCCCCGCCGAGUUGCGGAACCCGCGGAACCGGCGCUGGAGCAAGCUUUGGAGUGAACAGCGGAAGCAGCAGCGGGGUCUCCUCUGGAUCCGUGCAUCAGGUCUCCUCCUCCCCCCGCCUGCUCCCCGCGCUCCCCGCGCGCCUGUCCGCCCGCCAGUCUUCCGCCAUGCUGCCUCCCGCUGCCCCGUCUCCCCCUACCCCUGCGCCUUCCGCUGCCCCUACUGCCGCCCCUGCUGCUGCUCUUCCUGUUGCCGCUCCUGCUGCCCCUACUGCUCUCCCCACCGCCACAGAUCCCAACGCUGCCAGCAUCAGCCUCCUCCUGAAGCUUCUAUCUGAGAAGCUGCAAGGCCAGGUGGUAACCCUGUUACCAGACAUGACCGAGACCAGCAGCAUGACUGCCUCUAGUGCUGUUAACUCCUCCCUCUCCCCCCAGAACCUCUGCCAUCCAGCGCUCAACAGCCCUGUUGCAAGUCCUGCCAAGCCUUGCCGCUCGGGCAGCGGAACAACUGUCGGGAACGAGGCUGUUUUCGGAAGGUGUGUGUCUGCUCCUGAUCUGGCAGCGCCCGCUGAGCUAGCAGCCCAGGCCGAGCUGGCAGCAGCUGCUGACGUGGCACUUGAGGAUGCAGGCGAGCCAGCUGUGCCUGAUGCUGUUAUGGAUAACUGUCAGGCAGCAGAUAACUGCCCUGUAACAGAUCCGUGGGCGUGGUUACCACCUGGUUGCGGUGAAGCGGAUGGGUUAGUGAUCUCAGAACCAGCUGCUGCCGUUCUACCCCAUGCUCCUGUCGUUCCUGCUCCUGCUGCUGCUGCUGCUGCUGCCCCUGCUGCUCCUGCUGCUGCCCCUGCUGCUCCUGCUCCUGCUGCUGCCGCGGCUGCUCCUGCUCCUGCUCCUGCUCCUCCUGCUCCUGCGGCUCCUGCCACAGGUGAUGUUACUAGUGGUGGUGGUGCGUCUGCAGCAGCAGCUGCUGCGCUGUAUCAGCACCUGGAGAAGCUUCUAGCCGACAACCCUCUCCCUGCAGCUGCUCUUCCUUCGCUACCUCUUCCAUCUCAACCGCUUCCAACCGGCCCCACUGCCGCUGCUGCUGCUGCUGCCAGUGCUGCUGCUGCUGCUGUUGGUGGUGCUGCUGCUGGUGCGGGAGGUGACCUGCUGGCUGAUGGUGUGGCGGCGGCACUUUGGUAA
Molecule: messenger RNA, 2583 nt
Organism: Closterium sp. Naga37s-1
Lineage: Eukaryota; Viridiplantae; Streptophyta; Zygnematophyceae; Desmidiales; Closteriaceae
Source: the annotation of a GenBank genome assembly